ACUGUUGACUUUCACAAAAAUCUUUAUUUUUCGAUAAAUCAUUCUAUAAAAUAAACCGGACAUUUCAUAAUCUAAAACAAACAUCGUCACAAAAAACUAGAUUAUCAUGUUCAUACCCACACGAACGGCGAACUCAUAGAAAAUUUGAAUGAAUAGAAAAUGAAUUAAUUAUUUCAUGUCAAAUUGCAACCUAAUCACUUACCUAUAAACAGCUCAUCAUUCACGUACAACAAAGAAGAAAAGGCCUCCCUCUUUCCUUUUUGUUUUACACGUACUUACGUAGUACUAUGAUCAGUCAUGCGUACCAGUUCAACUCUUCAACUUCAACUCUCUUUAUAUCUCUUAGUUUCUUUCCCUCUCCGUAGUAUAUGUACUCUGGAAUGGAUAUAAUCCACAUUUCUCAAUAAAUUCUCACCCUCACCGAUCCAAGUUGUAGUACUGCGAUCAAAAAAAAAAAAAGCAUAGAGAGGGAGGGAGAUAUGGGUGAAGAGGAAGUAGUAGUUUUAGCCAAGUCGAGUAGGUUUAGAAGGGUAUGUGUAUUUUGUGGGAGUAGUACUGGUAAAAAGAAAUGUUAUAAAGAUUCUGCUCUUGAAUUAGGACAAGAAUUGGUUUCCAGGAAGUUGGAUCUUGUUUAUGGAGGUGGAAGUAAUGGGUUAAUGGGUUUGGUUUCUCAAGCUGUUCAUCAUGGUGGUGGACAUGUCUUAGGGAUCAUUCCAAAGACUCUGAUGUGCAAAGAGAUAAUUGGAGAAACAGUUGGAGAAGUAAGAGAAGUAGCAGAUAUGCACCAGAGAAAAGCUGAAAUGGCUCGUCACUCUGACUGCUUCAUUGCCCUACCAGGUGGGUAUGGAACCUUGGAAGAGUUACUGGAGGUUAUUACCUGGUCGCAACUUGGUAUACAUGAUAAACCUGUGGGAUUGCUAAACGUUGAUGGCUACUACAAUUACCUACUUACAUUUAUAGAUAAGGCCGUGGACGACGGCUUCAUUAAACCAUCUCAACGUAGCAUUAUCGUAUCAGCUCCUAAUGCCCAUGAUUUAAUGCUCAAGCUCGAGGAUUAUGUACCUAUGCAUGAUGAUGGAAUGAUAGCUCAGGCAAGGUGGAAUGUUUGAGUUAACCAGCAAGUAGAGAAAUUAACUCCUUGGUGAAAGUUAAAGGGGUUCCCUAGCUUUCCCAGUUAGAUAUUCCGAACAAGGACAACUUUGGGAAAAGUCAAUAGUGAGAUCGCAACGACUUUCCCCCUGUUGAAAUGUAAGGCUGAUGUCGAACAAAAAAUGGCGCUAAGAAAAGUCCUGGGUGUCUGAACAUGGUAUAGUAUACUAUGGUACAAUAUAUGUUAGGGGACCAUUUUCGACUUGUAAUUUUUUGUUUCGUGACAGUUGUUAACGUACAGUGAUUAUCCAACCACAUUUAUCACAUAGGUAGUUUGAGCGCAAUCCAUUUAUUUAAAGCCUAUUACCCAAA
Molecule: messenger RNA, 1461 nt
Organism: Papaver somniferum (opium poppy)
Lineage: Eukaryota; Viridiplantae; Streptophyta; Magnoliopsida; Ranunculales; Papaveraceae
Product: cytokinin riboside 5'-monophosphate phosphoribohydrolase LOG5-like
Exons: 7
Coding region: 480-1109 (209 amino acids)
Biological process (GO): cytokinin biosynthetic process
Cellular component (GO): cytosol; nucleus
Molecular function (GO): hydrolase activity, hydrolyzing N-glycosyl compounds
Source: RefSeq, a predicted model, not a curated record